AUGCAGGUACAUUCUUUAGUUAUGUUGGUGCAAUUUAUGGUUAAACAGCUUCCAACCUCUGAGAAUAGGACAGAGGAGCCACUCUGCUUCCCCAAAAUGAGCCCAAGCCUUGUCAGAAAUGGGGAUCUUGUGAUUGGGGCUUUUCUCCCCAUGUAUUCAGUUGAAGUGAGCAGUGUUUCAGGAGCAGGACUCUUUGGAAGCAAACCUGACAAGAACUGUUGGAAUUAUAAGUGGCUAUACAAAAACUACCAACUAGCCCUGACACUGAUGUUUGCUGUAGAGGAGAUCAACAAGUGUCCUAAUUUGUUGCCCAACCUCACCCUGGGCUUCCACCUCUACAACACCUACCACAGUGAUGAAAGGACCUUGGAGAGCUCCCUGCGGUGGCUGUCUGGGCAGGGCUGGCUCAUCCCUAACUACAGCUGCUGGGAGAAGGACAAGUCUGUGGCUGUUAUUGGAGGAGCCACUUCAGCUCUAGCUGUCCAGAUGGGGACUCUGCUCGACCUCUACAAGUAUCCUCAGAUCACCUUUGGGCCAUUUGAUCCCAUCCUCAGUGAUAAAGGGCAAUUUCCUUCUCUUUACCAAAUGGCUUCCAAGGACUCUUCCCUACAUAAAGGUCUGGUCAGAUUGAUGACCCACUUUGGAUGGACAUGGGUAGCUCUGGUGACAGUGAAUGAUCUGAGAGGUGAGAAAUUCCUUCAGGAAAUGACAUUGGAGAUGGCAAAUAAUGGGAUUUGUGUGUCCUUCACAGAGAAGAUCCCUGUCAGUGAGAGAAGACACAGAGAAUCAGAGGAUAUAUUCAUGCCCAGGAUCAUGGCAUCAUCAAGUAGAGUGAUUUUCAUUCAUGGUGACACAGAUUCAUUAAUGAUCUUGAGAUAUUCACAAUUUCCUUUUUUCUCAAUUAACAAGGUGUGGGUCACCACUUCUCACUGGGACAUUACCAUGAGACCCAAAUAUAUUGAUGGUUAUAAUUUCCAUGGAGCACUUACUUUUUCACACCUAACAAGUGAAGUUCCUGGUUUUAAGGCUUUUCUCAGGGGAGUGAACCCUGGUAAAUACUCAGAGGACAUUGUACUGAAAGAAUUCUGGCUCUCAACAUUCAGAUGUACAGAAGAACCUGAAAAACUAAAGCAUGAAGAAUGCUUACUAAAUGCCUCCUUGGAGGCUCUGCCUUUGCUUUACUUUGACAUGACAAUGUCUGACUUGAGUUACACCAUCUAUAAUGCUGUCUAUGCUGUGGCUUGGACCCUAAAUGAAAUGUUCCUGAUGAAAUUAGAAAAAGAAUCCAUCAUAGAGGAAGAAAUCUGCAUUCCUCAUCCAUGGCAGCUCCACUCAUUUCUAAAGAACAUCCAGUUCAACAAUAGUGCAGGUGAUCAGGUGUUUAUGGAUGAAAAUGGAAACCCAGAGGCUCAGUAUAAAAUCCUCAACUAUGAAACCAAUAAGGAUGUUGAAGCUCUGGUGAAAGUUGGACAAUUCAACCCCAAGGCUCAGCCUGGUGAAGAUUUUACCAUUAAUGAGGAGGCCAUAGUGUGGGGUUGGACAUAUACCAAGGUUCCCUGUGCCACAUGCAGUGAGAGCUGUGGUCCUGGACUGAGGCAAACCCCUCUGGAGGGACAGCCCAUCUGCUGUUUCAACUGUUCUCUGUGCCCUGAGGGAGAGAUUUCUAAUCAGAUGAAUAUGAAGCAUUGCUUGAAGUGCCCAGAAGAUGAGUAUCCCAAUAAGGAAAGAAACCAAUGCCUCCCCAAGGUUGUGACUUUCCUGGACGUUUCAGAACCUUUGGGAAUGACUUUGAUCUGUGUGGCUCUUUCCUUUUCUUUAAUCACGUCUUUAAUUCUCUGCAUAUUUGUGAAGUUUCGAGACACCCCCAUAGUGAAAGCCAAUAACCGGGCUCUCAGCUAUACUCUUCUCAUCUCCCUCAACUUCUGUUUCCUCUGUUCCUUGCUCUUUAUUGGUCGCCCAACUUCAGCCACCUGCCUCCUCAGACAAACAACAUUUGGGGUUGUGUUUACUGUAUCUGUGUCUUCUAUUUUAGCCAAAACCAUCACGGUGGUCCUAGCCUUCAGGGUCACAAUACCAGGGAGCAGGAGCAGGAUAUGGGUACAAUCCAGGGUGUCUAACUCUGUUGUCCUUAUCUGUUCUGGGAUUCAAGUGGUUCUCUGUGGCAUCUGGCUGGGAACCUCUCCCCCCUUUCCUGACAUGGACCCACACUCUGAGCCUGGCCACAUCAUCAUUAAGUGCAAUGAGGGCUCUGACUUUGCUUUCUACUCUGUUCUGGGCUACAUGGGAUUCUUAUCAUUAUGCAGCUUUACAGUAGCUUUCCUGGCCAGGAGCUUGCCUGACACCUUCAAUGAAGCCAAAUUCAUCACAUUCAGCAUGUUGGUGUUUUGCAGUGUCUGGGUCUCCUUCCUCCCAACAUACCAGAGCACCAAGGGGAAAGCAAUGGUUACUGUGGAAAUCUUCUCCAUCCUGGCAUCCAGUUCUGGGUUGUUGACCUGCAUCUUUAUUCCCAAGUUUUACAUUAUCCUGCUGAGGCCCGACAAAAACACCCAGGAAAGUAUAAAGGAUAAAGUAAGUUCCAGGGGCAGGAAACAUUCUGGAUCAUUGUCUGCUUAUUCCUCCCAGAGGCAUAAUCAAUUUUAA
Molecule: messenger RNA, 2640 nt
Organism: Trichosurus vulpecula (common brushtail)
Lineage: Eukaryota; Metazoa; Chordata; Mammalia; Diprotodontia; Phalangeridae
Product: vomeronasal type-2 receptor 26-like
Exons: 7
Coding region: 1-2640 (879 amino acids)
Biological process (GO): G protein-coupled receptor signaling pathway
Cellular component (GO): membrane
Molecular function (GO): G protein-coupled receptor activity
Source: RefSeq, a predicted model, not a curated record